Fonsecaea nubica is the source of this 690-nucleotide messenger RNA. RefSeq lists its product as hypothetical. The record is from RefSeq and is a predicted model, not a curated record. The coding region runs from base 1 to 690 and encodes 229 amino acids. The transcript is spliced from 2 exons. Gene Ontology annotation, biological process: ribosomal large subunit biogenesis. NCBI's taxonomy places the organism in Eukaryota, Fungi, Ascomycota, Eurotiomycetes, Chaetothyriales, Herpotrichiellaceae. Gene Ontology annotation, cellular component: nucleolus.
AUGGGUCGCGAACGACAGAAAAAGAAGAACAGGUCUUCCAUCCCAAAAGCAAGGCCAAAGGAUGGAAGGACAAAAGCCGGUAAGAAGAGGGUGAAUUUUCUGGGGAAUGAGACCAUUGCAAAGAAUUGGGAUCGAAAACUUACCUUAUCGCAAAACUAUAAGCGACUGGGCCUGUCUUCCAGACUGAGUGCUGUGACAGGCGGGACCGAAAAGAAAGCAGCCAAGGACAAAACCGACUCAGAAGAGGUGAAAAGAGACUCGCUUGCCAUCGCCGGACCGCUGGCCGUCAACUUGACCCCUCAAGAAGUCCAAGUUGAGAGAGACCCGGAGACAGGUCGUAUACUCAGGAUCAUCCGACCAGAGACAGCGAAUGACAAUCCGCUGAACGACCCUUUAAACGACAUUAUGGACGUGGAACAUGAAAAACCGAGGCCACAGCCUGCAAGUGGCAUCGUCGCAGAGCUGGAAGCGCAGGCGGCAGAGGAGUCGGAGUUGCUGGCAAAGAAGAAACGGCCACGACAACAGAGCCAUCGGGAAGAAGAAUGGAUCGCCAAACUAGUGGAGAAGCAUGGCGACGAUAUUAAAGCCAUGGUCAGAGACCGAAAGCUCAAUCCGAUGCAACAGAGCGAAGGCGACCUUGCUCGCAGAAUCAAGAAGUGGAAGGCAAACCACGGAGACGUCAUGACAUGA